UUUCUUUUGCCACCGCCGCCAUCUCCUCCUUCAUUUUCCCCUUUUCUUCUGGUUCUUCACUAUCUCCGCCUUUUCUUCUUCUCCGAGCUUCGUCCUGUCACUUGUUUCAGUGCGUGUCGAUACCGGCGAGUCCGAGCAACAAAGGGUUUGAUAACUGUAGAAGGCCGACAAUGGCGACUCAGCGAGAAGGGGAAGCGUCUCAGGAAACUACGACUAAUCCGCUAACUAGCAUAUCGGAACUGGUGCAGGAACGAUAUCGGAAAAUCAAGGAGCAUGCUGAAACAUAUCCUUAUGUGUGGGCGUCUUACACGCUUGUUUAUGGCGGUUUGGCACUUUGGACUAUUUACAGAUACAGAAAACUUCGAAAGACUGAGGAUCGAGUUCGAGCCUUGCAAGGAAGACUCCGCAAGCUUGUUGAAAAUGAAGAAUCAGCUAACUCUGGUACAUCUGUUAGAAAGGCUUCAACUUCUGAUGAUAAAGUCCCCAAGUAGAUAUACCUUAAAAGUUCUGUUUCCCUUUCAUGUAGGACAAAAAUUUUACAUUCAGUUUGUAAAUGCAUUAUCAAGGUUUUUGUUGAACUAGCUAGUAAUUGAUGAAGAUAUUAUACGGAAUUUGGGGGGAAUUUGGAUAUCAAUUCAAAUCUGUACACAAUUUUUUUUGGAAGGUGGAUUUAAUAUAAUUUUUUCUUUUAAUAACGUUAAGGUUAAAUGUUUAUUAAUAAGAUGCAUUUCCACUAGAAGUUUGAUGUGUCAUAAA
Messenger RNA from Hibiscus syriacus, 756 nucleotides. RefSeq lists its product as uncharacterized. Lineage: Eukaryota; Viridiplantae; Streptophyta; Magnoliopsida; Malvales; Malvaceae. The transcript has 2 exons. Bases 171 to 491 code for a protein of 106 amino acids. The record is from RefSeq and is a predicted model, not a curated record.